GUUGAAGUGUUGACCAAAUUGAUCCGUCCAUUGGAAGCAUCUCCGCCCCUAUCAGCACGAUAACAACGCAGUGCUCAGAUCCGUUUAGCUAAACGUGUCACAGUUCUCUUCUUUUUCUUUGUUUUUCUCAGAGACUUCUCUAUAGCUCGUCCGUUUAACUAAAGAUUAUAGAAGUUCGCCUGAAAGCUUUUAAUCUGAUUUAGAAUCGGAUAUAAAGAAUUUUCUGUAAUGGCUGGUCAUGGAAAGCGUUCCCGCUCUCAGUCUGACUAUGACGCCAGAGGAAAUAAAAAGAGGAAUACGGGUGAUGACAGAGAACAGUUUGUAAUUGAUCCUGAAGAUACCGUGUACCGUUAUCUGUGCCCUGUCCGAAAGAUCGGCAGUGUUAUUGGUAGGGGAGGUGAGAUUGUUAGGCAACUGAGGAUAGACACCAAAUCAAAGAUUAGGAUCGGUGAGACAGUUCCGGGAUGUGAAGAGCGUGUUAUUACAAUCUACAGCCCCGGUGAGGAGACUAAUGCUGCUGAGGAUGGAGGCAAUUUUGUAUCACCGGCUCAGGAUGCUCUAUUUAAGGUGCAUGACAGAGUGGUUGCUGAAGAAUUUCAUGGAGACGAGGAUAUUGAAGGAGGCCACCAAGUUGUAGCUAAGUUACUUGUACCAUCUGACCAGAUAGGUUGUGUUAUUGGAAAAGGUGGGGUGAUAGUUCAGGGCAUCCGUAACGACACAGGUGCCCAGAUUCGUAUACUAAAGGACGAACAUUUACCUCGAUGUUCAUUGAGCUCUGACGAGCUUGUGCAGAUUUCUGGGGAUCCUGCAAUUGUGAAGAAAGCUCUGUAUCAGAUUGCAACUCGACUUCAUGAUAACCCAUCUCGAUCUCAGCAUCUGCUUGCCUCUGCUAUGCAUUCUACCGGAGGCUCACUUGUGGGUCCAACCACAGGAGCUCCAAUUGUGGGGAUAGCUUCUGUCAUGGGUGCUUAUGGACGAUAUAAAGGUGACGCUGGCGGCUGGCCGAGGUCAUUGUACUCAGCUCCAGGAGAUGAGAUAUCAUCAAAAGAAUUUUCAGUUCGCUUGGUUUGUCCAACUGGAAACAUUGGAGGCGUGAUAGGCAAGGGUGGUGCUAUAAUAAAUCAAAUUAGGCAGGAUUCUGGAGCAACUAUCAAAGUUGAUAGUUCAGCAACCGGAGAUGAUUGCUUAAUCACCAUUUCAAAAAAGGAGUUCUUUGAAGAUACAUUUUCUCCAACAAUAGAGGCAGCUGUGUGUUUACAACCCCGGUGCAGUGAGAAAGUUGAAAGAGAUUCAGGAAUAAUCUCAUUCACAACCCGUCUGCUGGUGCCAACCUCACGAAUUGGUUGCCUUAUUGGUAAAGGAGGAUCUAUCAUCACUGAAAUGAGGAGGCUCACAAAGGCUAACAUCCGCAUCUUGUCAAAGGAAAAUCUUCCUAAAAUUGCAUCUGAUGAUGAUGAGAUGGUACAGGUUUCUGGAGACCUCGAUGUUGCCAAGGAUGCCGUUGUGCAAGUCCUCACACGGCUAAGAGCAAAUCUGUUUGAUAAAGAGGGCACUGCUCCGGCAUUUCUUCCAGUUUUGCCAUAUCUUCCUGUUUCAGCAGAUGGCUCAGACUAUGACAAUAGAGAUGGCAAACGUCAUGGACGUGGACCUUUGUAUCAAAGUGGCUAUGGUGGCUCAAAUGAUUUGGAAGCUGGUGAUGGUUUCGGAAGCUAUGGCAGUUUACAGCUUGGCAGCAGCAGUGCUUAUGGAGCCUAUGGAAGUUAUUCUUUGGGACGGGCUAGCAUUUCUGGGUUGUCUAGUCAGAACAAUGUUUCUCGCAGGAGAAACAAUGCUUACUAAAACUUGGUUGAUCUGCAGCUGAGAUUUGUGAAGCCUGAAGCCUGCCUACUGCCUUAACCAGAAGACCAGAUGAACCAGGGUUUGACAAACUCAUGGCCCUCCCUCCUUGACGCUUCUACUUAGUGGACCAAACAUACGUGGAGACUAUUAAAAUCGGCCAUGUCCUUUUUACCUUGAUUCCCCAGCUUGAUAACUUGUGCUACCAAGAACCUAUAUAGUCGCUUGCCUUUGUUGCUGCUUUCUGAUUCUAACGUGUCUUUAGAAUUAAAAAUUCUGCGAUGCUGUGAUCCUUGGGUGGUUAUAUAUUUGUACCGUUGCUCUUGGGUUUUGUUUUCCUAAUUGUUCAGCAUUGUUUGGAUUACGAACUUUUUGGUUAUUUGAAUUUAAUGGUGUUGAUUCCUGGUAAGUUGUUCUUCACAUCAAAUUUUGGUGGAGCCUUGUGUCAUCUGUAUUGCAGGUGUCAAUUUCUUCCUCUAUCUAUCACUGGAAGCAGGUGACGGUAUGUUGCAUUAUUUGCCUGUGAAACUUCAUUCUUAAAAAUUGAAGAGUACUUAUUUGUUGAAUUAGUAAAGGUAUGAACGUAUUGCAGCUCGCUCUACUAGGUAAGAAAGCUAACUUGACUAGGACAGUGUAUUGGGUGGGAGGCAUGUUUUAUCUUUGGUGAUCCAGAAAUGUCCCUGUAUGUUCAUCUCCUUCCCGAGUUACCGAUACGGUACAUUAUUCAAUAUCUCAAAUUGCGCAACCGGUGCAUAGUCUUUUUCUGAGCUUAAUCGGCAUUACAGCAUUUUAGAAUUCCAUCAGUUUUUCUUUUACAUUUAAACAAAGACUUUGAUGGGCUAAGGGGUAGGACAACCGAAUUUGCUUUUAGGCAUCUUCCAGUCUUUCAAGAGGUUGCAUCGUGUGAAUAAAAUGUUUCUGUGCCAUUUUGAUGAUUCGAGGAACCUUGAUACCUAUCCAAGUGAUAUUGGUAGGGACUCUGAGCGAUUGAAAUUUGGCUGUUGAUGUGAUAGGCGCACAAUAUCAUUGGGAAGAUUUUAUUUUUUAUUGUGAUUUGCUGACAUGCAGCUUUGGCAAAACGAUAUUCAGGUUCUUUGUAACUUUUUGUUUUGGUGUAAAGUUCCUUGCAACUUAUUUUUAAUCA
Neltuma alba is the source of this 2980-nucleotide messenger RNA. Its product is annotated as KH domain-containing protein At4g18375. The transcript is spliced from 9 exons. Lineage: Eukaryota; Viridiplantae; Streptophyta; Magnoliopsida; Fabales; Fabaceae. Bases 229 to 1839 code for a protein of 536 amino acids. Gene Ontology annotation, molecular function: RNA binding. The record is from RefSeq and is a predicted model, not a curated record.